GACUGCUGGUUCGAGGUGCAGAUUUCAGUCAGCCAGCUGACAAUUACACAGUUUGCCAAGGGGACAACGCAACGCUAAGCUGCUACAUAGACCAACAGGUGACGCGUGUGGCUUGGCUGAACCGUUCCAACAUCUUGUAUGCUGGCAAUGAUAAGUGGUCCAUUGACCUGCGGGUGCAGCUACUACAUUACAGCCCCUCGGAGUUCAGCAUCCUGAUCAGCCACGUGGAUGUGUACGAUGAAGGACUCUACACAUGUUCUUUCCAGACCCAGGACAAGCCUCACACCUCGCAGGUGUACCUCAUCGUACAUGUUCCAGCUCGGAUCGUGAACAUUUCCUCAGCUGUGACGGUGAAUGAAGGAAGCAAUGUGAAUUUGCUCUGCCUGGCAGUGGGGAAACCGGAACCGACGGUAAUUUGGCGACAGCUGAAAGAUGGAUUCACCAGCGAAGGAGAAUACCUGGAGAUAUCAGAGAUCAACCGAGAACAAGCUGGGGAAUACGAGUGCGUCACAGCAAACGGUGUUUUGACACCAGACAGCAAACACGUUCUUAUCACAGUCAAUUAUCCUCCAAUCAUCACAGAUGUAAAGGACUCCCGUCCCUUGGUAGGAAAGACAGCCCUCUUGCGCUGUGAAGCCAUGGCAGUGCCCGCUGCGGACUUUCAGUGGUUCAAAGAUGACAAGCAAUUAACUAGUGGCUUGGAUGGACUGCAGAUCCAGAAUGAACGCACACGCUCCAUAUUGCUCUUCACAAAUGUUACCGCUCGACAUUAUGGAAAUUACACCUGCCUGGCUUCUAACAGUCUGGGCUCCUACAAUGUCAGCUUGCGGCUUAUCAGACCGGGUUCUCUGGACAAUGUAGCGGUGGCCAGCACAGAACCUCCUGUCCUCUUGGGUCUGCUGUCGUCUGUUUUUGUGACUCUGUUAUUUAAGAUUUAG
Molecule: messenger RNA, 938 nt
Organism: Protobothrops mucrosquamatus (brown spotted pit viper)
Lineage: Eukaryota; Metazoa; Chordata; Lepidosauria; Squamata; Viperidae
Gene: IGLON5
Product: IgLON family member 5
Exons: 7
Cellular component (GO): neuron projection
Source: RefSeq, a predicted model, not a curated record